This is a messenger RNA of Saccostrea cuccullata (small rock oyster), 510 nucleotides long. RefSeq names its product ribosome biogenesis protein BOP1 homolog. Lineage: Eukaryota; Metazoa; Mollusca; Bivalvia; Ostreida; Ostreidae. The transcript is spliced from 8 exons. The record is from RefSeq and is a predicted model, not a curated record. The annotation marks the transcript as partial.
GUUUGCAGAUUUACGCAGGCGCCGGAAUAACGCGCGAAAGAGGAAAUGUAAAGAUGACGGUGGAAACAACAGAAAUUAAUGCUACCCAGAUUGAAGUAAGGGGAAGUUUGAAAGAAGAUGCUCACAGUAGUGAAAAAGUGGAUUCAGGGAUGGAUGAUGAUAGCCAGCAGUCUAAUGACCAAGACAUACACUUGAGUGAUGAGGAAGAAAAUGACAUAUUGAUAGGCAGAAAAUCAAAACAGAGUAAGAGGAUAUUGGAUGAUGAGGACGAUGAAGAAGAGGAGAGUACUCAGGGGGAAGGAGAAACAACAAUAGAAGAAAAAGAUGUCAGGAGAACAGAGAGUGAAUCACCAUUGGUGAUAGAUGAAGCUCUAACCAAAGCAUUGGAAAGUGGAUCCGAGAAUGGUAGCGAUAGUGAUGAUGAUGAUGAUGAAAUAACUUUAGGUUCUGUUAUAAAGAAGAAAAGAAUUGCUGCUGUAUUUGAUGAUGAUAGCAACGAUUCUACCAAAG